Vicia faba (fava bean) is the source of this 837-nucleotide messenger RNA. The record is from the annotation of a GenBank genome assembly. Lineage: Eukaryota; Viridiplantae; Streptophyta; Magnoliopsida; Fabales; Fabaceae.
AUGGAUAAGUCAUGGAUUACUAAGCCACUAUCAUCGAUUGCGUAUCAACAAGGGAUAAAAGAAUUUAUUGAUUUUUCAUUUAAAGGUGCAAAAGAAAAUGAUGUAGUAAUAUGCCCUUGCAAACGUUGCGGUUUUAGAAAAUCAAAGAGUAGGAGUGACAUGUUCGACCACUUAAGUUGGUCACCAUUUCCGCAGGGAUACACCAUGUGGAUCCAUCAUGGAGAGUCUUUUGUACGACCUAGUACUAUAUCCCCUAGUACUAUUCUAAAUAUGGUUGAAGAUACUAUAAUUGUCGAAGAUCCUAUUCAGAACAUGAUCAACGAUGCAUUUGGAGUUGAUAGGAAUCAUGCAAAUGAAAUACCAUAUGCGUCAAAUUUGGAGAUUGACCAAGAAGAUUAUGCGAUGCCAAGUGCAACUCAAGAAAGAAAUGAAGCCAAGGAGUACUAUGAAUUGGCUAGAGGAGGAGAACAACCUUUAUAUGAAGGGUGUCGACGAUAUUCAAGACUAUCUUUUUUGGUUAAGUUGUACCAUAUAAAGUGUUUAUGUGGAUUGAGUGAGAAGGCAAUGACAAUGACUUUAGAGUUAAUAAAAUAUGCAUUUGAAUAUGCAAACAUUCCAAGUUUGGGUGCACUUUCUGGGUGGAACACAUACACCGGACCUUUUUGCCCAUCAUGUAACUUUCAAACUACACCUCUCCAUCUUAAAGCUAGUCGUAAAUGGUGUUUUAUGGGUUAUCGCCGUUUCCUUGAUCGGAGACACAAGUUUAGAUUGAACAGGAUUCGCUUUAAUGGUGAACAGGAAAUGCGGAGUCCACCGAGAACAUUAUCUGGACAGUAA